AUGGUUUACUGUAUUGCGUUCGGUUGCAACAACAAGGACGGAGAUCGCAAACGUGGUGUGCGCUUUCAUCACUUACCUCUUAGGAACAAGCCUCUGCUGAAACAAUGGCUGACAAAGCUUCGAUUACAGAAUCCUCCUGUUAGACGUAGUAGCUUUGUCUGCAGUGAACACUUCGAACCGGACUGUUUUCAACGAGAUUUGCAAGCAGAAUUACUGGGAACAAAACCACGAAUUCACCUCAAGCCAGAUGCUGUCCCAACAAUUUUCACUUUCACCUCCAAACGAAAACAACGAUCAACAGGACAGAAACGAAGACACAAUCAGGCCCUUACUGAAGUAAUGAAACAACAUGCUAAGGUUGCUAGAGUGCCUGACUCUGAUGAUGAUUAUGAGCACCACCAAGUAAUCGACAAAGAAAACAAUUCUCCUAGAACCAAAGCACGUGAAUUUUGUGAUGCUUCAACGCAAUACGAUCUUAGAGACCUGGCUGAAACAAAGGAACAUUUAUACUGUGUGAGAGAAUCUUCACCAAUUCCCGAGGACAUGCAUUCUAGUCAACUUCAGCCACCACAAAUUGCCCCAUGGUUAGUAACACCAGUAACUGACAGUUGUCAGUCCACAGAGUCUGAUGAAGAGGCACAUUCUCCUAAUACAGACAGUGAAACAGAGAAAUACUGCGUCUUUGACACAUCUUGUACUUCACAAGAUUCGGAUAUCGAAAUGGGUGGUCAAGAGGACCAAAAAUUCAUUGUUUUCAGAAAUUCCUUGAGUGAACUGUUCCGAUUCUGCCCAACAUGUGGCUCUUCUGUAGUCAGCCAAUCAGAAUCAACAAGUGGAACAAUGUUAGUAGUAAAAAUGGAGUGCUCAAAAGGGCAUAAUGUAAACUGGCAGUCCCAACCACUUGUUGCUGGUCUACCUGCCGGAAAUCUUAUAACCGCAGCAGGGAUUCUGUUGUCAGGAGGAACAUUCAGCAAAUUCAGCCACUUUGCUCAAAUCAUAAAAUUGCAAUUCAUCUCGGAAUCAUCAUUUUAUCGAUUGCAAGAUGAAUACCUGUGUCCUGUGGUUAAUGAAACGUGGAAAAGUCACCAGGAAUCUAUACUAGAAAACUUCAAAGACAACCCUUUACACCUACUGGGAGAUGGACGAUGUGACAGCCCUGGAUAUUCCGCUAAAUAUUGUACAUAUACUCUAGUGGAGCAAGAUACAGGGCUUAUUGUUGAUUUUCAGUUGGUGCAGGUCAGCGAAGUUUCCAAUUCUGUUGGGAUGGAAAAAGAGGGGUUUCUACGAUCAGUCAAUGAGCUAGUAACUAAAGGAUUAACUGUGGCUCAAAUUGCUACUGAUAGACACCUGCAGAUAACGUCUGUCAUGAAAAAGCAGUUCCCUGAUAUAGAUCAUCAGUAUGAUGUUUGGCACGUUUCAAAAAGUGUUAUCAAAAAGUUAACCCAACUGGGUAAGGCAAAGGGCUGUAGUAACCUUCUUCCAUGGAUAAGAUCUGUGGCAAAUCACUUGUGGUGGUCAUCAAAAUCAUGUAAUAGACAGGCUGAAAAUCUAAGAGAGAAAUGGAUUUCUAUUAUUUACCAUACAAUCAAUGUCCAUUCAUGGGAGAAUGCUACAUCUUUUGGCAAGUCAGGGGCGUAG
This is a messenger RNA of Corticium candelabrum, 1638 nucleotides long. RefSeq lists its product as uncharacterized. The transcript is spliced from 2 exons. The record is from RefSeq and is a predicted model, not a curated record. Bases 1 to 1638 code for a protein of 545 amino acids. NCBI's taxonomy places the organism in Eukaryota, Metazoa, Porifera, Homoscleromorpha, Homosclerophorida, Plakinidae.